UUCCUGCCGAGACGCACCUCGGCCAGAAACGUAUAGACAUCCACAGCGCUUGGUUCCGCUGUGAAAAUGGCCUCUGCUGCUCGUCUACCCUAGACAUACCAGAUGAGCUGCUGCUGUCUCCUGGAGUCGGCCAACCCUGUCUGAAACACCACCCGGGAAUAUCAGGGAGUUUUUGCGGUACUCAGAGGAGUGACGAGGCAGAAAAAUAAUGCCACAUUUCCUGUGGCCAGAGCCGUUGUCACCCGCUCAACUAAAGCGGCUGGAGGAGCAUAAAUACAGCGCCUCCGGUAGAUCCCUAUUUGAGCCGCCGUGUCAGAUCUACUGGAACUGGCUCGUCCAGCAGAUACCGACAUGGAUCGCACCAAAUACACUGACUAUUGUUGGACUGCUGGUUAAUGUCCUCUCCACGUUGGUGCUUGUGUAUUAUUGUCCCACGGCAACAGAAGAGGCUCCAUCAUGGGCUUUCAUCCUGUCGGCUCUGGGGCUGUUCAUCUACCAGUCUCUAGAUGCUAUUGAUGGGAAACAGGCCAGGAGGACAAACAGCAGCUCAGCCCUUGGUGAGCUCUUCGACCACGGCUGUGAUGCAGUCUCCACAGUCUUUGUUGCUGUGGGAACGUGCAUUUCAUGUGGAAUAGGACAAUAUCCAGACUGGACUUUCUUCUGUGGUUUUAUUGGGAUGUUUAUGUUUUUCUGCGCCCACUGGCAGACCUAUGUGUCCGGGACGCUCCGCUUUGGCCUGGUUGAUGUCACAGAGGUGCAAUUCGCCAUCAUAAUCAUGUAUGUGAUGUCAGCUUUCGGAGGCGUGAGCCUUUGGCAGUACACGUUGCCCAUCAUCGGACUGAAGCUGUAUGCCUUCCCCGUCAUGGGCAUCAUCGGGGGAGCCCUGUACUCCUGUUACAACUAUUUCUAUGUCAUUUUGAAUGGAGGGGUUGGCAAAAAUGGCUCCACUGUGGCUGACACCAGCGUGCUGAGUCCCGGUUUGCACAUCAGCCUCAUCCUUACACUGGCCUUCAUCAUUUUCAAGAAGUCAUCCAGCCACCUGUUUGAGCACCACCCCUGUUUGUACCUGCUCACCUUUGGAAUGGUUAUCGCCAAGAUUUCCAACAAGCUGGUGAUGGCACACAUGACCAAGAGUGAGUUAUACCUACCAGACCCAGCCUUUAUUGGGCCUGGCCUCCUAUUCCUCAACCAGUACUUUAACAGCUUCAUUGACGAACACAUAGUCCUCUGGAUCGCCAUGGUCCUCUCCAGUGUGGAUUUGAUACGCUACUGCACGGGCGUGUGUCUCCAGAUCGCCUCCCACCUGCGCAUCCACGUCUUUAGCAUCACAACGCCGAGCCAGCUGCACCGCGACUGACGGUUUGCCCGGCGGGAGGAGGCGGGAGGGGACGCAGAUCUCUUCCCGCUCCUGAAAGCAGACAGCGACCACGAUGACGAGGAGAAACCCUCGACCUCGAGCCAUUGCAGCCUUGACAAAGUAACCACUUCAGAUUAAAACUCACACCCACUAAGAGGAAAGCUAAAACUACCGUGAUACAAAAAAAGAAGGAAAAAAAAAACAACCAAGCAUGGAUCUGUUGAAUGAAAAAUUAACCCAAGUUUCCCUUGAAAACCCAGUUGCCUGAUGAAGUCUUUCAGAUUUUAAUUUCAAGGUAAAUGCAUGUUGUUAGAUUUAAUUUUUUGAACAUCAUUUGGCACUUCCAGCUUAUUCAACACAAAAUACCAAAAAAAAAUAAAAAUCUUUUAAUAGGUAUUUUUUAGCUUGGGCAAAUAUCAAAGCAUUUAAGUGAGCUUUAAAUAUGGAGACAUGUUCCUCAUGGAUUGUUGUACAAUUAACUAAACACAUAAAUAUGACAAUCACGAGUGACAAUUUAAGUAAAAUUUCUUUGAUAUCUGCUGAAUCUGAAUCAAAUACCUGUUAAGAGUUUUCUUAAUGACUUGUUUUAAUUUGUUAAAUGAAAUAAGACUGAAUUUGAUACAAAUUAGGGCUUUAAAGAAACUUUUUUUUAAAAUAAACUUAUAGACCUUAAAAUAAUUUCCAAUAAGGUUUCCAAUUUGGACCGGCAGGUUGUCAGCAAGCUGCAUCGAAGGGUAACGAUCGUGUGUUAAUGCUGAAAAUGAUGACGUGUCUAAAGUUAGGCCGAUCUCACAAACCCCACUGCAGUUGUUUUUUUUGUUUUU
Pundamilia nyererei is the source of this 2181-nucleotide messenger RNA. It is a transcript of the gene chpt1, whose product is annotated as choline phosphotransferase 1. NCBI's taxonomy places the organism in Eukaryota, Metazoa, Chordata, Actinopteri, Cichliformes, Cichlidae. Gene Ontology annotation, biological process: phospholipid biosynthetic process. Gene Ontology annotation, molecular function: diacylglycerol cholinephosphotransferase activity. The record is from RefSeq and is a predicted model, not a curated record. Gene Ontology annotation, cellular component: Golgi apparatus; endoplasmic reticulum membrane. The coding region runs from base 209 to 1357 and encodes 382 amino acids. The transcript is spliced from 8 exons.